This is a messenger RNA of Rotaria sp. Silwood1, 1191 nucleotides long. The record is from the annotation of a GenBank genome assembly. Lineage: Eukaryota; Metazoa; Rotifera; Eurotatoria; Philodinida; Philodinidae.
AUGUCAGCACCAUUUGAUUUACUCAUAUUGAGUCAACAAAAAAUUGCUGCUGCAGCUGGUUCAUCACCAUCACGUGAAACAUUGAAUAAAGUUCGUCUUCGUAUUAUACAACAAGUAUUUAAUGAACGAAGACUUGUUUGUCGAAAUCGCGUUGAAACAAAUCGACGAAAUCUUGUUUUAUCAACAAUCGAACAUGCACAUCAACGUGAACAAGCUACACAACGUACUCAAAAAGAAAAUAUUUUAACUGAGUUAAAACAAGAAAAAUAUGUUAUCGAUAGUUGUCUUGCACUUUUACCAUCUUAUGAACCAAUUGAUCUUACUAAACCGAAAGAUUUCUAUCGAUUUGGUGUACGUGUUCAAUCAGCUGCUCCUCAUGUUCGUUCACGUGUACCUGAAAUUCAUUCGAAUUCAAUUCGUUCUAAUCGUGAAAAUAAUCAAACUCGUGCUAAAUCUGCAUUAAUAGGUCCUCGAUCACAUACAGCACCUAUUCAAACAGUUGAUCAUGAAGAUAUUGAAAGUGAUGAUGAAACAAUAUCAACUUCUACUUCACGUAUAACAUCAAGCAAAAGUUCACAUGAUCGUAUAACAUCUGCUAUUUCAAGUAUAGAUAUUCCUCAACAUUUAUCUGAAUUACCUACAAAUAAUUCUGAUAUAAUACCACCAAGUAUUCCAUCAUCUAUACAUCGUAUAACAUGGCCUGUUAGAUUAAAAGUUUUUGCUUUACAAAGUGAAGAUGAAGCUCGUCAACAAUUUUUAAAUUGGCUUGCUGAAAAACGUAAAACAAAAAGAAAAGAAUCUAUAAAACAAUAUUAUGAUCUUGAACUUCAACGAAAAUAUCAAGAAUCAAUUCGACGACGAAAAGAAAUUGAAUCAUUUGUUACACCUGAUAUAAUUGAAGAACAUAUUAGAAAUGAUCCUAUUUUUGCUAAACGUUAUCGACAAUUACAAUUAGCUAUUCGUACUGGUAAAGUUCCUAAUUAUGAUCCAAAAGAUCAUGAUACAAAUAUAAUAAUGACAAAAUCAAAAAUUGAUCGUGUACGAACAGCACUUAUUACAGCUAAAAAAUCACGAAUAAAAGAUUUUUAUCGAAAUCAACAACUAAUCAAUGAUGCUACUUUAUCAGAACGUGUUGAAAAUUUUCUAAAGAAUCUUACUGAAUUCAAUCAACAACAAGAACAACAAAUUUAA